This is a messenger RNA of Hydatigera taeniaeformis, 966 nucleotides long. Lineage: Eukaryota; Metazoa; Platyhelminthes; Cestoda; Cyclophyllidea; Taeniidae. The record is from the annotation of a GenBank genome assembly.
AUGAAUGAGUCUGCGUUCUCCUUCUUUAUCACUGGAUGGUUAAUUUUUAACCUCAUCAUUUUAGCUGCAAUAUGGAGCUGGCAACCAAACGAGUCAUUCGGCUCUGAGAAUCUCUUUCUUAGGACGAGGAAUUUUUUCAACGUCUUUCAAGCACAACCACAUCCCUACUACCAUGCUAUAGAACAGCUUGAGUGGAUAUCAGCCUUUUCUCACGAUAAGAGUGAUUUAUCUCUUGUCAAACCGCCAAAGAUUUUCUAUGACAGACGCCUAUUGUAUCAUCUCACUGAAUCCGAAGGAUGUCGUUACAAGUGUAACUACACUGAUUACCUUCAAGGUUUAGGCGCAGGUGACAUAGCUGUCUUUUCAGAGGCAUUCUACACAGUAGAGGCAGAAUAUCUAAAACGGCGAGGUGUUCUCAUUGCCUUCGAGUCAGUUGAGAGUCCUGUGCAUAUGCGAACAUUGACUCAAACCCAAAUGGAGCAGGUUGAUAUUUACGGUGGAAUGGGCAAGGAGACACCACCAGGACGAGAUCCUCUUCAAUGGAUCGCAGAGCAUUACAAGUUCUACCUGGCAUUUGAGAAUUCAAACUGCAGAUAUUACAUAACAGAGAAGGUGACUUUCAACGCUCUGAGAUACGGCAUGGUUCCAAUCGUUUUGGGUGCAUACAAGGAGGAUUAUGAGAGCAUCCUUCCACCUCACUCCUACAUCAACGUGGACGACUUUAAGUCCGCCAGCGAACUAGCCGAAUACCUACACUACUUGGAUAAAAAUGAUACUGCUUAUGCCGAAUAUUUCGCUUGGAAGGAACAUGGUGACAUUUAUGUUGACAAGAGGCUGGACUGUCGGCUGUGUGGUUUUAUGCAUCAACUUAACGCAGGUCUAGUCAAGUUGGGCAAUUACGCACCGCAACGCUUCAUGGAUCGUUGGAGUCUGUGCUUUUAUCGGGACCUGUUGCCAUUCGUGUGA